Molecule: messenger RNA, 864 nt
Organism: Fimicolochytrium jonesii
Lineage: Eukaryota; Fungi; Chytridiomycota; Chytridiomycetes; Spizellomycetales; Powellomycetaceae
Product: soluble NSF attachment protein
Exons: 6
Coding region: 1-864 (287 amino acids)
Biological process (GO): SNARE complex disassembly; intracellular protein transport
Cellular component (GO): SNARE complex; vacuolar membrane
Molecular function (GO): soluble NSF attachment protein activity; syntaxin binding
Source: RefSeq, a predicted model, not a curated record
AUGUCCAACGAACGAGACGGAAGAAACCUCAUUGCGGAGGCUGAUAAGAAGGCCCAACACAAGGGAUGGUUUGGCGGAAACAAACUAGAGGAGGCCGCGGAGCUCUAUACAAAAGCCGCCAACUGCUUCAAGGUUGCGAAAAAAUGGAAGGAGGCUGGAGAUGCAUUUAUGUCAAAGGCGACAGUACUGAACAGGAUGAAUGAGCGAGACGAGGCUUCUGGGGCUUACAUGGACGCUGCAAAGUGUUACAAAAAGAUUAGCCCUCAUGACGCGGUAACAUGUCUUCAGCAAGCUGUGGAGAUUUUGGUCGAGAAGGGCCGCUUCCAGGCUGCCGCAAACAAUCAGAAGCAGAUGGCAGAGAUUUAUGAGACAGACCUGGUCGAUUUCGAGAAGGCGAUGCAUGCAUAUGAAAUCGCCGCCGAGUGGUACCACGGAGAGGACUCUAAUGCGCAAGCCAACGCGUGCAUGCUGAAAGUGGGGACAUUCGCUGCCCAAAUAGAUCAGUUCGACAAGGCCAUCGAGAAGUUCGAGCAGGUGGCCACAAACAGCAUGGACAGCCAAUUGACACGGUUCUCGCUGCGUGAAUACUUCCUCAAGGCAGGGAUUUGUUACCUGUGCACCGGGGACUACAUUCGCGCACGCCAAGCGCUUGAGCGGUAUCAGAACAUGGAUGCCACAUUUGCGCCGACAAGGGAAUGCGGCUUCCUGAAGGCAUUAUUGGAAGCGGUGGAAGCACAAGACGCUCAAGCGUUCACAGACGCUGUAUCAGACUGGAACCGCUUAACGGCAUUGGAUAAUUGGAAGACGGCAUUGCUGCUGAAAGUGAAGAAGUCUUUGAACGAUGAGGAGGUAGACUUCACAUAA